This is a messenger RNA of Planococcus citri (citrus mealybug), 1487 nucleotides long. RefSeq names its product cuticle protein 67-like. Bases 960 to 1400 code for a protein of 146 amino acids. The transcript is spliced from 2 exons. Lineage: Eukaryota; Metazoa; Arthropoda; Insecta; Hemiptera; Pseudococcidae. The record is from RefSeq and is a predicted model, not a curated record.
GUUUAUAUUGAAUUACAAUAAGAGCUUCUCAAGUAAGAAUCAACGUAUCAAAAGCGAUACUCGAAGGAGUCAUUGUUAUUUGCGUAGAUCGGAAAUUGCGUCGGAAUGAGCUACGAAGGAGUGAGAGGGUAAGAAUACCUUGUACCUGAGCUCGUACCUAUCUAGCUCAAUCUAUGUACUUACUCUGCGUACGUGUGAGUAAUUAUCAGUUGGGUAUUUAACAGAAAAAUUUUCACAACGACCCCGAAAAUUAGGAAAUCCGUUUACUCCACGCUGAGAAAGCCCUGGACGAUGUAAUACUGUAUAGGUAAUCGAAUCAAAGAAAGAGUUACCUACCAGACACUUUGUUCCUAUGAUUAGCUUUAUUCGAUGACUACCGUUUUUAAAAAAUUAAAUCAAUUAUUCUUUCUAUCACGUUCGGUACCUGCUGUUCGAGAUUACGAUGAAUGACAGUUCGAGAAGGACAUAUAUCUUUGUAAUUAACGACUAAAGAAAUUCACACUUUAUUAACAGCUGACUGGGUAAUGGUAAACUUUUUCUGCAAGAAUUACCUACAAUUUAUCUAAUUGGUGUAUGCUGCGUCAUUUCGAUCUGAAAAACUAAACUGAACUUGAGAGAGAUUAUCUGAUGAAAUGUUUAUUCAAUGAAUUCAAAAUUACCAACACCAUACCCAAGUAAUGAAACUCUAAUAGGUAAAUGGUACAAUUAUACUGCCAAGGUCAUUCGAAAAUAUGACCCUCGUGUACGUGAAUUUGUACAUACAAAAUAAACAAAAUGCGUUCGAGCGAACAAAAUGCCCAUCAGAGAAGUCCGAAUGGCUGGAACACUCCCUUUGGAAAUGAUACCUUUAUAAAUAACGAUCAUUUUCGUAUUCGGAACAUAGAUUGUGGUUAACGUUGGUGCUACAAAACUAUUGCGCGUAUUUUUGCUACCAAUAUCAACUUUAUAGAAGGAGAAAAAUGGCCCAGAUUAAUACGUGCUGUUUAUUUUUGAUCAUCUCGAUGAUAUCUGGUGGUUAUUCAGCUUAUAUACCAUUACCUGUGUACACUUAUCAUCACGGCGAUGUUUCAUCUUACCCUUCGCCUCAUCAUACGCCGGCCAUUACUUCUACAUCUUCGAAUAUUCUAAGAACACCCGGUAAUCUGGGCCAAAUUUCUACCUAUCAUAAAAGCAUAGAUACGCCAUUCUCGAGCGUGAGAAAAUCCGACGUUAGGGUGAGUAACGAUGCCUUGACGUAUGCAACCUAUCCAGCUUCUGGAGCUCUUCAUGUCGCCUCUCCUGUACAUCUCCCUGCUCAUCCUGUGCAUGCUGUUCAUGCACCGGUAGCAAUAGCGUAUUCGGCAGCUCCGGCCGUUGCUCAUUUAACUUUUGAUGGAUUUGGAACUCAUUAUGCUUGGUAAUUUUUUAGAUAUUUGUGUACGUGAUUGGCUGACGAUAUUUGAUAUUAAUUUAUUUGAUCGUGAUGUUUAAUGAAUAAAUUUUUUUAA